Molecule: messenger RNA, 561 nt
Organism: Fusarium sp. VM40
Lineage: Eukaryota; Fungi; Ascomycota; Sordariomycetes; Hypocreales; Nectriaceae
Source: the annotation of a GenBank genome assembly
AUGGCUCUCGGCUCGGUGUGGGCACGCCUCAAAGGCAACGGUCAACCCAGCUUUGCCAGAUCAACGGCAUUAAGACUCUUUGGUUUCGCAACAUGGAUCCCAGUCAUCGCAAUGUUUAACCUGCACGUUGCAGAACUGACCUUUGUGGACGGAGUAUCCAUGUAUCCGCUCAUCAACGACGAUAAAGACUCGACGCUACGGCGGGACGUGAUCCUCAAUUGGAAGUGGUCACCUCAGAAGAAUCUAGAGAGGGGCAUGGUGGUGACAUUACGCUACAAAAGGAGUCCUCUACAUCCCGAGACAAUCGCAGUCAAGCGCGUGGUGGCGCUGGAGAACGACGUGAUCAAGACCAAAGCGCCUCAUCCGCUACCAACGGUGCGAGUGCCGCAGGGCCACGUGUGGGUGGAGGGCGAUGGACCACCAGGGUCGAGUCUGGAUAGCAACACGUAUGGGCCAGUAUCUAAGCAGUUGAUCACGGGUCGAGUUACCCAUGUUGUGUUCCCUUUUCGCAAGUUUGGAGCGCUUCCGUGGCGAGAGCACCAACGGCCGUUGGUGGAGUAG